AUGGCAGCCACCAACAAUCAUGAACCCACCGUUGUCGUGUCGGAUGGUCUUGAUAUUGCCGAUAAUAACGUCCCCACCCAGAUCGAUGAUUCAAAGAACAGCCACCAUAUCUCCGAAGCCGCGUCUGACGAUAGCUGGCCGGACAAGCCCACAGAAGAGGAGCUUCAAACCCUGCGGCGAGUCUCAGGAGAAAUCCCUUGGACCAUGUGGACGAUUGCCUUUGUGGAGCUCUGCGAACGAUUCUCCUACUAUGGCGCUGCUGUUCUCUACACCAACUUCGUGAACCACCCACUGCCUCCUGGGUCCACGACCGGUGCGGCUCCCGAUGGCCUACCUGGAGCCCUAGGCAUGGGUCCGAAGGCCGCACAGGGUAUCAGUCUGUUCAACCAGUUUUUCGCCUACCUGACGCCUCUUCUCGGUGCAUGGAUUGCUGAUGCCAGGAUGGGUCGGUUCUGGACCCUCCAUCUUGCCAUUGGUAUUUCCACCGUAGCCCACGUUGUGCUCGUUGCUGCUGCCUCUCCUACAGUCAUCGUCAAGGCGGAUGCAGCGUUUGGAGCGUUCAUCAUUGGCCUCAUGACUCUCUGUGUCGGUACUGGAUUCUUCAAAGCGAAUGUCUCCCCUCUACUGGCGGAGCAGAACACAGACGAUCGCAUGCGCGUGGAGGAGCGUGACGGCGAGCGCAUCAUUAUCGAUCCAGCCAUCACUAAUUCUCGACUGUUCCUGUGGUUUUACUUCUUCAUCAACGUCGGCUCCCUCACCGGCCAGAUCAGCAUGGUCUAUGUCGAGAAAUUCCGCGGCUUUUGGCUUGCAUUCUUGAUUCCCACCAUCCUCUUCCUCAUCGCCCCUCUGGUCCUCUGGUCUCAGCACAAAAAAUACAAGCUGACCCCUCCCACGGAAUCCCUUCUGUCGAAACUGAUUCGCAUGUACUGGUACGCCAGGAAACGGUCCAACGGCUUCUUCAAGGUAGACUGGGAAACAGCCAAGCCAUCCAGGACUGCUAUAUCCGACCGACCCCUGUGGAUGACAUACGAUGAUGCCUGGGUUGAUGAGGUCCGUCGCGGCUUGAUGGCCUGCAAGGUUUUCUUGUUCCUGCCUGUCUUCUUCCUCGCCUACAACCAAAUGACUGGAAACCUCACCAUCCAGGCCGGUACAAUGCAGCUGAACGGCGUCCCGAACGACGUUAUUCAAAACUUGAACCCCAUCUCCAUUGUGAUCAUGGUCCCCCUUAUCGACCAUGUCCUCUAUCCCGCCCUCCGCAAGGUCGGGAUUGCCUUUACCCCUGUCAAGCGAAUGACGUCUGGGUUCUUCAUGGCGACAUUGGCGAUGGUUGCGUCUGCUGUGAUGCAGUAUUAUAUCUACAAAAUGAGUCCGUGUGGAUGGUACUCCAACCGCACCGUGGACGGCGUCCCUUGUGACCCAGCCCCUAUCAACGUCUGGGCUCAAUGCUUGCCAUACGUCCUCAUCGGUCUGGCCGAGAUCCUGACCAACGUCACCUCGUACGAAUAUGCCUUCUCCAAGGCCCCAGAGAACAUGAAGUCCCUUGUCAUGGCUGUCAAUCUGUUUAUGAGUGCCAUUUCUGCCGCUAUUGGCCAGGCAUUUACUCCUCUGUCGGACGACCCCCUGCUGGUUUGGAACUAUACCGUCAUUGCGUGUAUCGCUUUUGUAGGUGGCAUUGCUUUCUGGUUCUGCUUUAACCAUCUGGAUACCGAGGAGGAUAAGUGGAACAUGCUUGCGAAGACGCAUUACUUGGGCCGGAAUCAGCCUACACAGACGGCGGCUACAAAGGAGGAGUGUUAG
Aspergillus puulaauensis is the source of this 1797-nucleotide messenger RNA. RefSeq lists its product as uncharacterized. Gene Ontology annotation, biological process: oligopeptide transport; transmembrane transport. The record is from RefSeq and is a predicted model, not a curated record. Gene Ontology annotation, cellular component: membrane. Gene Ontology annotation, molecular function: dipeptide transmembrane transporter activity. Bases 1 to 1797 code for a protein of 598 amino acids. Lineage: Eukaryota; Fungi; Ascomycota; Eurotiomycetes; Eurotiales; Aspergillaceae. The transcript has a single exon.